AUGUCGAUGAUAAAUAUUUUCGACGCAGGUGAACCUUUGUUGGAAUUUACGAAUAUUACUAGCUGGGGUUAA
This is a messenger RNA of Debaryomyces tyrocola, 72 nucleotides long. Lineage: Eukaryota; Fungi; Ascomycota; Pichiomycetes; Serinales; Debaryomycetaceae. The record is from the annotation of a GenBank genome assembly.